This is a messenger RNA of Aspergillus welwitschiae, 2931 nucleotides long. RefSeq names its product SLC26/SulP family anion transporter. NCBI's taxonomy places the organism in Eukaryota, Fungi, Ascomycota, Eurotiomycetes, Eurotiales, Aspergillaceae. Gene Ontology annotation, molecular function: secondary active sulfate transmembrane transporter activity. Bases 176 to 2704 code for a protein of 842 amino acids. The transcript has 4 exons. Gene Ontology annotation, cellular component: membrane. The record is from RefSeq and is a predicted model, not a curated record. Gene Ontology annotation, biological process: transmembrane transport.
CCCCUGGAAGAUAUAUUACCUUGGAGGAAUCUGGAAUUCUCAUUUUCAAUCACUCGAGCAUUGUCGUUGAGCAGCUCCGGUCGUCAACGCCAAAUUUCCACUGUCCAAGUGGCUCGGGGCACCGUCUUGCCCUAGAAUCAGUCCCGUCCUUCCAUCCGAGGCCUUCGUGACAACCAUGUCGCAAGACCUCAUGACCAAGACUGGCCACGGCCUGGCCAAAGUCCUGGGUAUCAAAUUGCCUUAUCGGGAUCCCCUUGGAGCUCACUCCGACCCCGUCACUCGUGGCGAAUCGACCUUCUCAUACGGCACCGUUGAUACAUACUCUUACUUGGAGCCGGAACCGACCACUGCCGAAUGGCUCAAAGAAAUCUGUCCAACCUGGCAUGAUGUCCUUAUGUACUUUUACAGACUGUUCCCCUUCCUCUCAUGGAUCACGAAGUAUAACCUACAAUGGUUCUUCGGUGAUCUUGUUGCUGGUGUGACUGUCGGUGCUGUCGUUGUCCCUCAGGGAAUGGCCUAUGCCAAACUCGCCGAACUACCAGUGCAGUAUGGUCUCUACUCAUCGUUCAUGGGUGUACUGGUUUAUUGGUUCUUUGCCACCUCCAAGGAUAUCACUAUCGGGCCCGUCGCUGUGAUGUCCACGCUGGUCGGAACGAUUGUGCUUCAGGCUCAGAAAGAGCUCCCGGAUGUCCCAGGGCAUGUCGUUGCAUCUUGCCUGGCUAUUAUCUGUGGUGCCAUCGUCUGUGCCCUCGGUCUCCUUCGGCUCGGCUUCAUCGUUGACUUCAUUCCCCUUCCUGCAAUUUCGGCAUUCAUGACGGGAUCCGCUCUGAACAUCGCUGCCGGUCAAGUCAAGAAGUUGCUGGGAGAAUCGGCGGAUUUCUCCACUAGAGGCUCGACAUAUAUGAUCAUCAUCAACUCGCUGAAGUACCUCCCUACUGCGGGUAUUGAUGCUGCCCUUGGUGUCACAGCCUUGGCCAUGCUGUACAUUAUCCGUUCGGCUUGUAAUUAUGGUGCUCGAAAGUACCCUCGCCAGGCUAAAGUGUGGUUCUUCGCGUCGACGCUGCGAACUGUCUUUGUCAUCCUUUUCUACACCAUGAUCAGUGCGGCUGUCAACCUUCACCGCAAGGAUAACCCGAUGUUUGAUCUUCUGGGCAGUGUCCCAAGAGGUUUCCAAAAUGCUGCUGUUCCUGUUGUCAACGCCAGGAUCAUCAAGGUUUUUGCCAGUCAGCUCCCUGCUUGCGUCAUCGUCCUCCUUAUCGAGCAUAUCGCCAUUUCCAAGUCAUUCGGCCGUGUCAACAACUAUACCAUCGAGCCGUCCCAAGAAUUGGUCGGUAUUGGUGUGACCAACCUUCUUGGUCCUUUCCUGGGCGCGUACCCUGCCACCGGAUCCUUUUCUCGGACCGCCAUUAAGUCGAAGGCGGGUGUUCGGACUCCCUUGGCCGGCUGUAUCACCGCCAUUGUUGUGUUGCUCGCUAUCUACGCCCUGACCGCCGUCUUCUUCUAUAUCCCCCAAGCUGCCCUUUCCGGCGUUAUCAUCCACGCUGUCGGCGAUUUGAUCACGCCCCCCAACACUGUGUAUCAAUUCUGGCGCGUCUCACCCCUUGAUGCAAUCAUCUUCUUCAUUGGUGUUAUCGUAACUGUUUUCACCUCGAUCGAGGAUGGCAUCUACUGCACUAUCUGUGUGUCCGUGGCUGUCCUGCUUUUCCGUGUUGCCAAGGCCCGCGGUCAGUUCCUGGGCCGAGUUACCAUUCACUCCGUUGUUGGCGAUCAUCUGGUGCAAGGAGAUGGCAAGUAUGGACCGGGUGGAUUCCCUGAUGCCCCCAACGAUGAUGAGGGCGGGUCCCGUCGGUCUAUCUUCCUCCCUCUUAACCAUACCGAUGGCUCGAACCCCGAGGUUGAGGUGGAACAGCCAUACCCCGGUAUCUUCAUUUACCGUUUCUCGGAGGGCUUCAACUACCCCAACGCAAACCACUACACCGACUACUUGGUUCAGGCAAUCUUCCGCCAGACGCGUCGCACCAACCCGUUCUCUUACGCUCGUCCCGGUGAUCGGCCAUGGAACGACCCCGGCUCUCGGAAGGGUAAGGAGGAGAACCGCUCGGAACGGCCCAUCCUCCGCUCCAUCAUCCUCGAUUUCUCGUCGGUUAACAAUGUUGAUGUGACUUCUAUCCAAAACCUGAUCGAUGUUCGCAACCAGCUUGAUCUCUAUGCUUCUCCUCGCACUGUGCAGUGGCACUUCGCUCAUAUCAACAACCGCUGGACGAAACGAGCACUGGCAGCCGCAGGUUUCGGCUACCCGACACCUACCUCUGAUGAUGGGUUCCACCGGUGGAAGCCGAUUUUCAGUGUGGCUGAGAUCGAAGGACGAGCAUCUGCUGCGGCUCAUGCGGAGAUGAUCAACAAUGAGCAUGCCCAUCAGAACGCCAUCAAGCGUGACAUCGAGGAGGGACUCAAGCACGAAACUCACAUGACCGAGCGCGAGGCCUCCGGAAUUGAUAUCGAAGCGUCGUCCGACAACAGCAGCACGCCGGACGACAAGUUGGCGCGCGAUCUCAAGGACAGCAAGGCAUACCGCAAUCGGCGCAAGGCGGCGGUGGUGCAGGGCAUCAACCGGCCAUUCUUCCACAUUGACUUGACAAGUGCGCUCGAGAGUGCCUUGGCCAAUUCGCCCCCGGAAGAGCCUAUUGAGGAGCCAAGCGCAUGAGUUGAUCCACGAUCGGUAUAGAAGAUGAACGAUCCCCCCUGGCUGGAGUUUCGAGAUGAUUUACUUUUCAUGGUUUUCCUUACCCGGGGUUUUGCUUUGGAGCGAGUCGGAUUUACGAUUUUAUUUACUGUCGAUUGAAGCUAUACCCCUGAUGUCUCGCUAUGUGUAUAUAGAUAGACUCGUUCAAGACGUACAUAUAUUGUUUAAUGCGUUCAUGUUAUCCGAAC